GACGUCAGGGGGCGACUGACCAAUAGGGAGGCGCUGCCCUUUGGAGCCGAACCAUUCGACUCGUGGCGUCUGCAUCAAGUCUGAAAGCAGACGCGCAACUUUCGCAGAAUCCACCUUAAAAUCUCUGCCUUAAACUGCACCAGCCCCCAAAAAAUCCAAGGGGGGAAGAGAGGGGGGAGAAAAGAGCAGACUCCCCCUCCCCCUCUCCUCUCCCAUCCCUCCCCCUUCCUCCUCCCUUUGGGUUAACAAGGCCCUGCUCACUAUAUCUCUUUAUAUUAAAUAUAUAUAUAUUAGAGAAGAGCGAGGAAGAGAACCACCUCCGCCCCCUCCUUUUUAAAUUUUUUUAAAAAAUUUUUUGCAAGGAUCCCGAGAGCUAAGGUGGCUGCAAAGGGGAGAGCGGCGCGAGCCAAGUGGGGGAGGGUGGAGGAAACCCGGGAGAAGGCUUUCUCCAGCCCCCAAAGUUUUGAUGAUGACCAUGACUACGAUGGCUGACGGCUUGGAAGGCCAGGACUCGUCCAAAUCCGCCUUCAUGGAGUUCGGGCAGCAGCAACAGCAACAGCAGCAGCAGCAGCAGCAGCAGCAACAGCAGCAGCAGCAGCAACAGCAGCAGCCGCCGCCGCCGCCACCGCCGCCGCCGCCGCAGCCGCACUCGCAGCAGACCUCCCCGGCCAUGGCAGGCGCGCACUACCCUCUGCACUGCUUGCACUCGGCCGCGGCGGCGGCGGCGGCGGCCGGCUCCCACCAUCACCACCACCAGCACCACCACCACGGCUCGCCCUACGCGUCGGGCGGAGGCAACUCCUACAACCACCGAUCGCUCGCCGCCUACCCCUACAUGAGCCACUCGCAGCACAGCCCUUACCUCCAGUCCUACCACAACAGCAGCGCGGCCGCCCAGACGCGCGGGGACGACACAGAUCAACAAAAAACUACAGUGAUCGAAAACGGGGAAAUCAGGUUCAACGGAAAGGGGAAAAAGAUUCGGAAGCCUCGGACCAUUUAUUCCAGCCUGCAGCUCCAGGCUUUAAACCAUCGCUUUCAGCAGACUCAAUACCUGGCCCUUCCCGAGAGAGCCGAACUGGCUGCUUCCUUAGGACUGACACAAACACAGGUGAAGAUAUGGUUUCAGAAUAAACGCUCUAAGUUUAAGAAACUGCUGAAGCAGGGCAGUAACCCCCAUGAGAGUGACCCUCUCCCAGGUUCAGCAGCCCUGUCACCACGCUCCCCAGCUCUGCCUCCAGUGUGGGACGUUUCUGCCUCCGCCAAGGGCGUCAGUAUGCCCCCCAACAGCUACAUGCCUGGGUAUUCGCACUGGUACUCUUCACCACACCAGGACACCAUGCAGAGACCACAAAUGAUGUGACUUGUCUGAGUGGACAGCCUCGGGGCUUCUGAAGGAAGCUCCGAGGAUCCAGGACUCACCUGCAUCUGCCAAACAGCCUAAAGGAUGAGCUCAGAGGAGCUAUGUCUGCGAUCUGGCUCUCUCUCUCUGUCUCUCUCUCCCUUUUCUCUUCCCCCUCCUUUUCUUUCCUUGUUUUCAUCCCUUUUAAUCUUUCUUCAUCUUUAUUUCUUUCCACCUUUUUUUCUUUUUUCCCUUCCCUCCCCUUCUGCAAUCUCCUCUCUUCAGUAACCUUAAUAAGUAAGUUUGUAUCAGAGAGAGAGAGAGAGAGAGAGAGAGAGAGAGAGAGAGAGAGAUUGGCUUCUGUGCCAGUGUUCUGGAAACCCAUCACUGUAAGGAUAUUUUCCAUCAAACCUUAGGAUCCAGGCCCUGAGCCUCUUCUUUGGGACUCUCCAUCAAAAUGACCGUUUUUUUGUUUUUGUUUUUUUUUUUGUCUGUUUUUGUUUUUAAACAGACAUUGUACACCCGCAGAACAAUCUGCACAAACAUGGCAGCAUUUUUACUUGUUUAAUGAGUUUAAGACAUUACGUGAUGAAAGACAAGGAUUUUGGACUCCUGAAUUUUUAUUUACCAAUCCACAACUGAGAGAAGCAGGAAAAAGAAGAAGAAGAAGAAGAAGAAGAAGAAGAAGAAGAAGAAGAAGAAGAAGAAGAAGAAGAAGAAGAAGAAGAAGAAGAAGAGCCCCCACUAUCCCUUUUCUAAAGAAAGAAGAAAAAUUGGCUGUCAAAUUAGAGCAUUGCCACAAAGGAAACGCUGCAUAUCUUAUCUAAAUGCAAUGACCAGGAACGAUGAUUCAACUAAAUACAAACAGUAACAGCAACAAGAAAGAUGCUUUUUGCAUAACCCACCUCUGAAUCAAGAACAACCAAGGAAACAACCAAAAUCACCAUUCUGUUGCUUUGACACCUUUCCCUAGGUGAAUAGUGGCAUUCACUAAGCUAAUAGGGACAUUUAUAUCAAGAAACAUUUCUGUAUAUAUUGUUGAAUUUUAGUUGUAUAUAUACUUUGUAUGUUUUUGUCUUCUUUCAUAUACGGAGUAAAAGCCACAAAAUGUU
Molecule: messenger RNA, 2454 nt
Organism: Mesocricetus auratus (golden hamster)
Lineage: Eukaryota; Metazoa; Chordata; Mammalia; Rodentia; Cricetidae
Gene: Dlx6
Product: distal-less homeobox 6
Exons: 3
Coding region: 467-1363 (298 amino acids)
Biological process (GO): embryo development; cell differentiation; regulation of transcription by RNA polymerase II
Molecular function (GO): DNA-binding transcription factor activity, RNA polymerase II-specific; RNA polymerase II cis-regulatory region sequence-specific DNA binding
Source: RefSeq, a predicted model, not a curated record